Xiphophorus maculatus (southern platyfish) is the source of this 2276-nucleotide messenger RNA. It is a transcript of the gene sost, whose product is annotated as sclerostin. NCBI's taxonomy places the organism in Eukaryota, Metazoa, Chordata, Actinopteri, Cyprinodontiformes, Poeciliidae. The record is from RefSeq and is a predicted model, not a curated record. Gene Ontology annotation, biological process: ossification; negative regulation of BMP signaling pathway; negative regulation of Wnt signaling pathway. The transcript has 2 exons. The coding region runs from base 371 to 1048 and encodes 225 amino acids. Gene Ontology annotation, molecular function: BMP binding.
GACCUCAAACCUUUCCCGUAUUCCUCACCUCUACUUCCCUCUACUCUGUCCCUCUGUUUACUCACCCAUACCUCCUCCCUCCACCCUUCCUAUCCUCCUCCUCCCUCCUGAAUGAAUCGCCCAGGUUCAACCCCUCCCACACCGAGUGAGCUUUAAUUGUCAGCCCCGGACAAGAACUUGCGUAAAAGCUCCAAAAACGCGUGCCCCUCACACACUGGAGACUGGAAGUGACAAACCUGGACCAGUGCGCAUCUCUUUGGCGUGUGUAUGUGUGGUGCUGCGUGAUCAAGUGUGUGUGUAUGAGUAGUUUAGAUUUUUAUUUCUAAGGAAGCUUGCCGGUCUGGUUUGAUUUAUUUCUGCCCGAGCAGCAAUGCAGGUAUCUGUGGCCCUCAUCGUCUCCAGCUCGGCGCUCCUGCUGCUGCGGCUGCAGGGAUGCUGCGCGGCCGCCAAGGGCUGGAAGGAAAUAAAGAACGAUGCCACGGAGAUUUUACCGAACCGGAGGGAAAACAGCCGGCCACCCCACCAGGCGAUCCUGCAGACCUCAGACAACAACAACAACAACAACAAUAAUAACAACACCCUUAAUAACAGGGCAAAAAACGGAGGGAGAACAUCCACUUCAAACACGGUUUCUUAUAGUCCUUCCGAGAUGAGCUGCAGGGAGCUACGCUCCACCCGCUACAUCACUGAUGGUUCCUGCCGCAGCGCCAAACCCAUCCGGGAGCUAGUCUGCUCAGGCCAGUGCCUCCCUGCCCACCUCAUGCCCAACUCCAUCGUCCGUGGGAAGUGGUGGAGAAACAGCGCUGCAGAUUACCGUUGCAUCCCAGCGCACUCCAGGACAAGAAGAGUCCAGCUUCAGUGUCCGAAUGGCAACACUCGGACUUACAAAAUCCGCGUGGUCACCUCCUGCAAGUGCAAGCGCUUCAGGCCCCACCACAACCAGUCAGUUGCCAAGGAGGUGCCGAAGAGGCAGCCCAGCAGGAAGCACAGCCGCUUGUCACAGGAUCGGAGCAGCAACAACACGCCACUGCUGGACAAUGCAUACUAAAGCAGCCAAAGACUGAGACCGAAUGCGCAUUACAUGUUACUCAAAUACCAACAUUUCUCCUUCGUACAGGGAAGGGAUGCAAGAAAAAACUCAAAGAGAGAGAAUGUAUAAGCUAAUUUCUGGUCUGAUUCUUUGCAUGAUGAAUUGGAUCAGCAACAGCAGUGACUGGUCAGGAGGGGACCAAUCUGGUCUUCUUUCCAAACAAAGUUCUUGUAAAAAUUAUGACAAAACAUCCUUGAAACGUCAACUCCUACAUGUACAAACAUUCAAUGGAUUCAGAGUCUAACUCAGCCUCGAAGGUGCAUUUUCUCUCUAGAGUGGUAGAAUGGUUGUAAUCUGUGUCCUUUAGUGUUUGGGACAUCAGCAGGAUUUUAAGAAGUUCCCUGAAAGCUGCCCCUAGAUAGACCUGUCAAUCACACCAGUUCUUUUCUCAAAACUUAGCAACACAGAGUCAGAAGAGACAAAGAAAUGAAAGUUUACCAUCUCCGACACCAUGUAGGGGACCAGUGGGCAUUCCUGUGACACCACAUAAUUAGCUAAUUCCUGUGUUAAGAUUGACUCACACAAAGCAAUUUUCUCUAGAUAUCACCAGUUCCUGUCUGCUAGGGUCACGCAGGAAAAAAAAGUGCACAUGGUGUGUGGGAGGCAUCAGAAAGUGUUACCCAGGGGCAGAGCUCUCUCCAUCACACCCACACUGGAAUUCUGUUGCAGCGGGCCAAGCUGAGCAGGGAUGGAGCCAGCAAGAGUCAAGAAAGCCCCACUUCUCUCUUUAAAAAAUCCAGGCGGGAAACCGACGAGGACCAUCAGAAUCUUAAGCAGCGAUUUGGUUUGUCGAUGUACUACAGAAAAAAAAAAAAGUUUCUCUGAACUUCUUCAGAACAUUAACAAUAUCCCUACUAGUUCUCAUCUCUGCAGUGUUUUUCCUCUUCCUUCAUUAAUCCAAAUGUCUGCUGAAUUUUCUCCCAAAACAUACAUUGAAAUAGCAACUGGAAAGAAGUUCAGCAUGAUUGUACAUAUCAAACCUGCGUGCCACGCAAGGAUGGCAGGAAGAGACCCAAAGAAGGACUCUUUUAAAAAGAAUGAACUUCAUAUUUAUUUUUUAUGUCCACAUUUAAAUUAUUUAUGCAACCUUUUAUAUCAACUGAUAGUCAUAAUUGCCAUAUAGUGUGAUAGAGAAAAUAAGAGUGUACAGUCCACAAAUAAAAGUAAAGGCAGAUAUAUUUCAACA